AACGUUUGACAGAAAAAAAAGUUACUUGAGAGAAGGAAGGGACAGAACAUCAAAACGCUGAACAGUAUCACAGCGAGAGAGUUGAGAGAAAGAGAGCGAGAAACUGAGGGUAAGUGAAGAAAAAUUAAGCAGUUUAUCCGAUCUUUCUUUCUGUGUAUCACUUUUUUAGAGGGGAGCUUUGCAUAGAUUAGAGCGGAAGGUUAAGUACAAUGAAAGUGCAGUGGCCCGGUUUUGAUCAGGAGCACUUUAAGGAAAUUAGCAACACAAGAGGUAGGUAUCCAGAAGACAGCAGGUAGUAGAACUUGCGUUAGUUGUCACAGUCCUUCAUGGCGUCUGCUAGCCUUGGAAAUGGUGGGGCCAGCAGUUCAAGGUCUGUUAAUGGAUUCAGGGGUUCAUCUAGUUCGGUGGAUUGGCUCGGGCAAGAGAUGCUUGAAUUAAGGUUGAGGGACAAGAUUGACCAUGAUGACGACAGGGAAAGUGAGCCUGAUAUCAUUGAUGGUGUUGGCGCCGAAACAGGACGUGUGAUAAGAACUAGCAUUGGUGGUCGAAAUGGUCAAUCUAAGCAGAAUGUCAGCUACAUUGCCGAACAUGUGGUUGGAACAGGCUCUUUUGGUGUUGUCUUUCAGGCAAAAUGUAGAGAAACUGGAGAGAUUGUAGCCAUCAAGAAGGUUCUCCAGGACAAACGCUACAAGAACAGAGAGUUACAGAUUAUGCAAAUGCUGGAUCAUCCAAAUAUUGUUGCCCUGAAGCAUUGCUUCUUCUCAACAACUGACAAAGAAGAGGUUUACUUGAAUCUGGUGCUUGAAUAUGUUCCUGAAACUGUUAACCGUAUUGCAAGGCACUAUAGCAGGAUGAAUCAGCGAAUGCCUUUAAUAUAUGUCAAACUAUAUACUUACCAGAUUUGCAGGGCCCUUGCUUAUAUACACAACUGCAUUGGAAUAUGUCAUCGUGACAUUAAACCCCAGAACUUACUAGUGAAUCCACACACGCAUCAACUAAAACUUUGUGAUUUUGGAAGCGCAAAAGUGUUGGUGAAAGGAGAACCAAAUGUUUCUUAUAUCUGUUCAAGAUAUUACCGUGCUCCAGAGCUUAUAUUUGGUGCAACUGAGUAUACAACUGCCAUAGAUAUAUGGUCAACUGGUUGUGUGAUGGCUGAACUACUUCUUGGACAGCCUUUAUUUCCUGGAGAAAGCGGAGUUGAUCAACUAGUUGAAAUCAUCAAGGUUUUGGGAACUCCAACCCGGGAAGAGAUAAAAUGCAUGAACCCAAAUUAUACUGAAUUCAAGUUUCCGCAGAUCAAACCUCAUCCAUGGCACAAGGUCUUUCAGAAGCGUCUACCCCCAGAAGCAGUUGAUCUUGUAUGCAGAUUCUUUCAGUACUCUCCCAAUUUACUGCACUGCGAUGCUGCAGCUGCUUGCAUUCAUCCCUUCUUUGAUGAAUUAAGGGACCCAAACACCCGCCUUCCUAAUGGCCGCCCACUUCCUCCUUUGUUUAAUUUUAAAUCUCAGGAGCUCGCCGGUAUACCACCUGAUAUCAUCAAUCGGCUGAUUCCAGAGCAUGCUCGCUGUAAAUCAUCUGGUGCAUCUGAGAAAGAAUUUCACAGAAAGAGUUCAUAGGAUAUAUAUAUAUAUGUAUGCACCCUGAAAAAAGUUGCUGUAGUCCAUGGAGUUGCUUCCUGUUGUUGCUGGAGAAACUGCUUUUUCCAUGUACAUCUGAGACAAAGUAAUAUUGAAAUGAGUUUUGUAAGAUAAGCGGUAUGAGUUUGUAUAUGUAUAAAUUAUACGAUACAGCUUGAAUUAUGCCCCCAAUCCAUUCCAAUUAAUUUUGAUGCUAUGUUUUCCUUCAA
Messenger RNA from Neltuma alba, 1846 nucleotides. Its product is annotated as shaggy-related protein kinase kappa. The record is from RefSeq and is a predicted model, not a curated record. The transcript has 13 exons. Bases 327 to 1616 code for a protein of 429 amino acids. Gene Ontology annotation, biological process: signal transduction; peptidyl-threonine phosphorylation; cell differentiation. Gene Ontology annotation, molecular function: ATP binding; protein serine/threonine kinase activity. Gene Ontology annotation, cellular component: nucleus; cytoplasm. NCBI's taxonomy places the organism in Eukaryota, Viridiplantae, Streptophyta, Magnoliopsida, Fabales, Fabaceae.